Perognathus longimembris pacificus (Pacific pocket mouse) is the source of this 534-nucleotide messenger RNA. Its product is annotated as ral guanine nucleotide dissociation stimulator-like. The transcript has 4 exons. The record is from RefSeq and is a predicted model, not a curated record. Bases 1 to 534 code for a protein of 177 amino acids. Lineage: Eukaryota; Metazoa; Chordata; Mammalia; Rodentia; Heteromyidae.
AUGACCAAAGUAACGUAUGGGUGGAUUUUAGCCCCAACCCUUGCAGAUGCCUGCAAAGCAAGAUAUAUUCCAGGAGGCAAGUUGGAGAAGUUAGUCCACCAUCUGGUGCCUGCCCUGCUCUUUGGAGAUGCCUCCUUUAUCCCCGUAUCUCUGGGGACCUACCAGAAUUUUUCGACUCCCCACCAAGUAUUGAGCCUACUGUUCAAUCGAUACGGCUCUUUUGCUGUCUGUCACGAUGAGGGGGCAGGAGCGCAGGAGCAGCUUCAACACGCCUUCUCAUUCAUCCUGGGUUCCUGGAUGAAGGAGUACCCAGAAGAUUUUCCUCAAGCACAGGAUGCGACUUGCUUGAAUCAGCUAGUCAAAUACCUGCACCACAAUAUUCCUGGGUCCCUGGAGGAGCGUCAGGCCCGCCGUCUGCUCACCCAGCUGGAGCACAUGCAUGCCAAGCAGCCUGAGCUGGAGGGUGAGUAUAUGGGCUGGACAGGAGACAACCGCUGUGAGAUUCUGAGUUCUGUCCACUUGAAGAAAGCUUAA